This is a messenger RNA of Aspergillus campestris IBT 28561, 1431 nucleotides long. Its product is annotated as LLM class flavin-dependent oxidoreductase. Gene Ontology annotation, molecular function: monooxygenase activity; oxidoreductase activity, acting on paired donors, with incorporation or reduction of molecular oxygen. The transcript has a single exon. Lineage: Eukaryota; Fungi; Ascomycota; Eurotiomycetes; Eurotiales; Aspergillaceae. The coding region runs from base 1 to 1431 and encodes 476 amino acids. The record is from RefSeq and is a predicted model, not a curated record.
AUGGGCUCCACACCCAAAAAACAACUCAUCCUCAAUGCCUUCACGAUGCAAUCCCCCUCGCACCUGAACCCCGGCCUCCACCGGCACCCCAACGACAAAGGCCGGGAGUACAAAAACAUCCAAAACUGGAUCAGCCUGGCGCAAAAGCUCGAAGCCGCCAAAUUCCAUGCCAUAUUCUUCGCCGACGUCCUAGGCGGCUACGACGUCUACCGUGGCCCAGGCAACCUGCACCCGACGAUCCCAGCCGGCGCACAAUUCCCCAUCAACGACCCACUGUACUCAGUCCCGGCCAUGGCAGCCGCUACCGAGACAAUCAGCUUUGGAGUGACUGCGUCGACGACAUACGAAGCGCCGUACGCGCUGGCCCGACGCUUCUCGACCGUCGACCACCUAACGAACGGUCGCAUCGGAUGGAACAUCGUGACGAGCUACCUCGAGAGCGCGGCACGCAACUUCGGGUUAGACACGCAGAUCGAACACGACGAGCGGUAUCGCAUCGCAGAUGAGUAUCUGGACGUGACAUACAAGCUGUGGGAGGGGUCGUGGCGGGACGAUGCCGUGCAGCCUAAGGAUGGCAAAUCGGGGUAUGCGGAUCCCGACGGGGUGAGGCAGAUCAACCAUGCUGGGAAGUACUUUAAUGUUCCCGGGCCGCAUCUGUGCGAGCCGAGUGUGCAGCGCACGCCGUUUUUGCUGCAGGCCGGGACGUCGAGUGCCGGGAAGGCGUUUGCGGCGAAGCAUGCGGAGGCGAUCUUCUUGCAUGCGCAGCAGCCGGAGCUGGUGAGACCCAGUGUGGACAGUGUGCGGGAGCAGGCGCGUCAGGCUGGGCGCGACGGAGCAGCAAUUAAGGUGAUUGCUGGGGUGUUAGUGAUUGUUGCUGAGACGGACGAGGCGGCGCAUGCAAAGUUCGACGCGCUGGCGCAAUAUGGGGAUCGCGAAGGCGCGCUGGCGUUGUUUGGGGGGUGGACUGGGUACGAUCUGUCGAAGUGGGGAGAUGAUGAGGAUUUCCGGUUCGUGGAGCAGCCGGCUGUGCGAAGCAUGGUGAAUCACUGGGCGAGUACAGUGCCGGGUACGCAGAAGAAGUGGGAUAAGAAGACCAUCGCGGAGUAUUUGGUGCUUGGGGGAAAUGGUUGCAAGAUUAUUGGGAGUGUGCAGACAGUGGCAGAUGAGUUGGAGAGGUGGGUGUCCGUGGGCGAUGUGGAUGGCUUCAAUUUGAGCUAUGCCAGUGUGCCGGAUACGUUUGACGAUGUCAUCACGUAUUUGAUUCCGGAAUUGCAGCGGAGAGGGGUGUUCCAUACGGACUAUGAGGUGCCCGGGGGGAGUAUGCGUGAGAAUAUGUAUGGGGUGCAGGGAAAGACGCGGUUGCCGGAGACCCAUCCGGGGGCGACGUAUUUCUGGAAGGGUGGUGAAGCUGUUCCGAAGUAUGCUGCCUAA